UACACACAAUGUAUUAUUAAUUAUUAUUUAUCAUUACAGUAUUUUUAUUACAUUAUGAAAAUGGCAACACUCUUCCAAGAUCUCACUUUCGUAGCUUGUAUCACUUUGAAUAAGCCUGUUAUAAGACAAAGCUCCUAUGUUUCAUCAAGGAGUAUCAGAUGUGAAACAGCAUAAAGGUAUUUAAGAAGCCAACUCAAAGUGUUCCUCCUACACAAGCAUUCAGGUCUUGAGCAGUCCAGGCAAACAACGCAUGUUACAACAAAGCUCAAAUUAGUUCUUCAUAAUAAUUUUAAAAACAAUACUAGCUGCUUAUUUAUUUUAAAAACAGAAAAAAAAAAUCCACCUCCCUUUCCAUUUCUUAUAAGGAGUUUUGAAGUUUAAAUCUCCUCAGUGUGAUAGAUAUGCUUGCUUUGAUCUGCUUAGCUCUUGGAAGUCUAGAGGCUCCGGGCUGCUUGCCCGGUGCUGCCUGGGGUUCCUAUGGACAGCUCUGUCCGCCAUUAGGGAAUUUUUUCCCAAGACCCCUCAGGGGUUCACAAACCCCAGUUUGGGAACCAAUGCAAUAAGUAAUUAUAGGACAUCACAAAGGGUUAUAUUAAUGUUUAAAUCUGAAAUUACAGCAGUAGCAGGGCCCCAAAACGGCGCUCCUUCGAUUGUGGAAAAAAUUAAUACCAGGAUUUCACACACAUGCUAGCUCUCCGGGAGUGGGCAUUGUACACUCAUUGGCCCCUUAAGCAACAUUCCUUUUUCAUCAGUGACAUUACAUGGGUGUGUUCCCUGUGGCUCUGAAAUGUAUUAUAAUAACGAGAUAAAUUUCCUCCCCUAAUCUCAAACUUUGGGUGUUCCUUGUUUUGGGAAGUGCUUUAAAUCUAUCUGCCAGAGGCGUGGGCUGCUAAAGCCAGAGACCGACUGCCACAAUGCUGAGCUCUGGGCUUCCUCCCCUUCUCCUAUUGCUCACAGCUGUGGAGCUGAGCUGGUCCCUUACAGAUGAUGAACAGAGGUUGAUCGUGGCGAUGCACAACCACUACCGCUCCCAGGUCUCCCCUCGUGCUGCAGACAUGCUGAAAAUGAGCUGGGCCCCCGACCUGGAAGCCUUUGCCAAAGCCUAUGCAGCGAAGUGCAUCUGGGGCCACAACAAGGAGCGGGGCCGGCGGGGUGAGAACCUCUUUGCCAUUAGCGACGAGAUGGACGUGGAGGUGGCCUUGGAGCAGUGGUACAACGAGCAUGAGCAUUACAACCUGACCACGUCCAAGUGCACCGUCGGACAGAUGUGUGGCCACUACACCCAGGUGGUCUGGGCAAACAGUGAACGCGUUGGCUGUGGGAUGCAAUUCUGUAAAACCCUGCAUGGUGUCGAGGAACCUGACCUCUACCUGCUGGUCUGCAACUACGAUCCCCCCGGCAACGUGAGGGGUCGCAAGCCGUACAAGGAAGGACCUCCAUGCUCCAAGUGCCCCGAGGGCUAUACGUGUAGGAAUUCAAUCUGUGCAGAACCCAGUAUAGACUCAGAAGAGGCCUUUCCAUCCUCUAGGACAACAAGGCCAAACCUCACCACUAGGCCAGCUCUCGCAACAGCCACCACUACCACAAACCCGACCACUACCACUACGAUAAGGCCAGCACCCACCACCGUGAAAAAAAGGCUGACACCCACCACUACGAGGCCUGCACCCACUACCACAAGCGCACCCACCACCACUACUUUAGGGCCAGCCCCCACCACCGCCACAACAAGGCCGAACCCCACCACGACCACAAGGCCACCACCCACCACCACCACAAGCCCGUCACCCACCCAAACAGCAAGGCCCAACCCCACUACGGCCACUGGGCCAACAUCCUCCUUAGAGCCCACCUCAGACCUAAACCUUAAAACAUCUCCAGAAAUGCAAGUGGACUCGGAGGAGACUGGUGCCCCAUUGGUGACCACGGAGGCUGUGCUCUUUCUAGACCCGGAGUCGACCCUCAGCCCGACUGCCUCCCCAGAAAUGGAGGGAGACUUGAAGGAGUACGAUGCAGCCUCUGUGAGAGCUGAGGCAGCCCUCUCCUCAGAGCCACCUCCAUCCUUCAGCCUUACAACUCCAGAAACCGAUCUAAGCUUGGAAGAUACCAAGCAGCCCCCACCUGCCCUAAAGCCAGCACCUGCCACUGCUAAGGUGAUCUCCCUCCUGCACUUAUUACCACCUUCCAAGGCCGCAGCGGGGCACCGCCUUGCUGUCCAGUCCUCCCUGUCAGGUGCCAGAGAGACGGAAGAGCUGAUGACGGGCCCCACAAAGAAAGACUUGGACCAGCAAAAUGGUUCAGCCACCAGCAACCUUCUGGAGUUCUCUCUCUUCCUAGUGGCCGCUCCCCUGCUGACAGGCCUUCUGCUCUGAAGGGUCUGCCUCGACCCUCUGUGCUCUUAUCCUCAAACUCUCCUCCAGUACUGAUUGUCCCGCUGCCUUGCUGGGCGUGGGGCAUAUCAAUCAGGUGAAGGACCUCCUACUGGGCCUUCUUGCCACUGGCUACGUCCACUCCAAUCCAGUUAUACUCAGCAGUGCCUGGCAAACCACACUGGCCAUUCUGUUACGCUAGUACUGCUGAGACCCCAUAUCCCUGGUUACCAAUAAAAGGGGGGUAAGCUAAAUUUUAAGUGUCCAGCUCAUCUGUCAAAGGGGCAGGAGCAGCUGGGCGAAGAGAGGGGAAAUUCCUUGGUCCCUCUUCCUCCCCGAGCUCUAACUCUAACCUGAAGUUCCAUAAUUCCUACUCCAGUCUGAGUCAGAGAUGGGACUCCUUAAUACUGAAGAUCCUGGAUCCCCACCAGUCUGGAGGCCCUCCCCCUAACCGGAACCAAUGAAUGAUCUACUGUCUUUGUGGGACUGUAAGGUCCUUCCCCACAAAUCCUAUAUGAAAGGCAGUGCAGAGACAUGGAUGGUACAACCCUAUCUAAACUCCUCGCUUCCUCCACCAAAUGUGUCUACAGUGCACAUGCCCCUUCAGGAGAGCCAGGAAUUGAACCCUGCUCAUCAGUUUUGCUCGGUCCAUUGCAUGCAUCCCAUUCCAGAGUUAUUCCAUGUGGCAUGGUUCUUAUUUUUUUGUGCACGGGAAAAAAUAUUUCUGCACUAGAGAGGAGGCGGUGGCUCAUUAUAAAACUCCUGUUGGCAUCCUCUAUAUUGUGUCAUGACUUUAGACUAGCUUCUCUUGAGUACCUGAAGCGUACGACGUAUUUCAAGUUAGAUACAGAUCUUGGCCUAUGGUGUAUGUAUCUUAUACACACAGUGGAACCUGAUCCAGCAAAAAUCAGGUGGCGUGGUGGAGUUCAAAGCAAAUUCUGCUAGGGGUUAUCCACUGGAAGCACGACUUACCAUAGAGCAGCUUUCACUGUAUGUGGCAUUCAUGUUUGUUUCCCCUCUGCGUGUCUGCUCCAUGUAUCUUACGUUUCCAAGAAAGGUGUAUUAACUACACGACAAGCCUCAGGUGGUCCAGUUAAGAUCCAGUGGAAGGUGCCACUUGAUAUGAACCUUUUAGCAACCAUAGCGUCCCUUGGUUUUGCUACCUGAUGAGGUGGGGACUGACGUGAAUCCCGUAGCCCCUUAGCUACGAGGGACACUGUUUCCAAUACCCCAUGAGGUCCUGCUCCCAAUAAACAGUGUUCUGAAACCAU
Molecule: messenger RNA, 3640 nt
Organism: Malaclemys terrapin pileata
Lineage: Eukaryota; Metazoa; Chordata; Testudines; Emydidae
Gene: PI16
Product: peptidase inhibitor 16
Exons: 6
Coding region: 915-2372 (485 amino acids)
Cellular component (GO): extracellular region
Source: RefSeq, a predicted model, not a curated record